Molecule: messenger RNA, 2895 nt
Organism: Drosophila mojavensis
Lineage: Eukaryota; Metazoa; Arthropoda; Insecta; Diptera; Drosophilidae
Gene: Arp2
Product: actin-related protein 2
Exons: 8
Coding region: 632-1831 (399 amino acids)
Biological process (GO): Arp2/3 complex-mediated actin nucleation
Cellular component (GO): Arp2/3 protein complex; actin cortical patch
Molecular function (GO): actin filament binding
Source: RefSeq, a predicted model, not a curated record
UGUUAUUUCUUGUGUUUUGUGCCGCCUAGGAAUUGAAAUUUGCAACCAUUUGCAAGCCUUUCGCAAUCAAUAAUUAGAAAAGCUAUUAUUUGUGGCACACUUUGAUUGUAUAAAGCGUGUGCACAAAUUCAAAUCUUUGAAAACAAAAACAAUCGAAAAUACGGCAAGAGAGUGAGAGAGCGACGCAUUCAGAGCAGAGUCCGCCCGCGUGCCAGUACAUGUGUGUGUGUGUUGUGUAUGAGUAUCGCCCGUGUGUGUAUGAAUGAAGCUGGCAUGUGUAUGCGUGUCUGUAAAUGUGUGUGUGUUUUUGUACGGUUGGAAAUUGUGUGAUUAACUGCAGUCAGCCUCGUCUGGUAGUCAUUCAAAAGUAGUAUUAAAACGGCGGUGGCAGCAACAAUUCGAGUCAUCCAACUGCUACGGCGACGCACCAAACAUUGAGCCGUUAAAACAACAGUCCCAGCUCCAGUUCCAGUCCCAGCAGCAGCAGCAUCAGCAUCAGCAAAGAGACAAUAAACACCCACGACGACAUCAACAACCGACAACAAGAACAACAACAAUAGGAGCACCAGCAGCAGCAACAUCAACCGUGGACAGUUUUAGUUGAAGUUCAAUUUUCCAGUUGGUGCACAAAAUGGAUAGCAAAGGCCGAAAAGUUAUUGUUUGUGAUAACGGCACUGGGUUCGUGAAAUGCGGAUAUGCCGGCAGCAAUUUUCCCGCGCACAUUUUCCCAUCGAUGGUUGGUCGACCAAUAAUACGGGCGGUCAACAAAAUUGGUGACAUCGAAGUCAAGGAUUUACAUGUCGAUGAUCUGAUGGUCGGCGAUGAAGCCUCAAAGCUGCGCUCACUACUGGAGGUCUCCUAUCCCAUGGAGAACGGUGUGGUCCGGAAUUGGGACGAUAUGUGUCACGUGUGGGACUAUACGUUCGGGCCCAAGAAAAUGGAUAUUGAUCCGACGAACACAAAGAUCUUGCUGACUGAACCCCCCAUGAAUCCCACAAAGAAUCGCGAAAAGAUGAUCGAGGUGAUGUUUGAGAAAUACGGUUUCGAUGCCACGUAUAUUGCCAUACAGGCAGUAUUAACGCUGUACGCCCAGGGUCUCAUAUCCGGCGUGGUGAUCGACUCUGGUGAUGGCGUCACGCACAUCUGUCCAGUCUAUGAGGAGUUCUCGCUGCCACAUUUAACGAGGCGUCUGGAUAUUGCGGGUCGAGAUAUAACGCGCUAUUUGAUUAAGUUACUUUUACUACGUGGCUAUGCUUUUAAUCAUUCCGCUGACUUUGAAACGGUGCGCAUCAUGAAGGAGAAACUCUGCUAUAUUGGCUACGACAUUGAGAUGGAGCAACGGUUGGCAUUGGAGACCACGGUGCUGGUGGAAUCCUAUACGUUACCCGAUGGCCGUGUGAUCAAAGUGGGUGGUGAGCGAUUCGAAGCGCCUGAGGCGCUAUUCCAACCGCAUUUAAUAAACGUUGAGGGACCCGGCAUUGCGGAACUGGCCUUCAACACGAUACAGGCGGCGGACAUUGACAUACGACCCGAGCUCUAUAAGCACAUAGUGCUGUCCGGCGGCUCGACCAUGUAUCCGGGUCUGCCCAGUCGCCUGGAGCGUGAAAUAAAGCAGUUGUAUUUGGAGCGGGUACUCAAGAACGAUACGGAAAAAUUGGCGAAAUUCAAAAUACGCAUUGAGGAUCCGCCGCGUCGCAAAGAUAUGGUUUUCAUUGGUGGCGCUGUAUUGGCUGAGGUAACGAAAGAUCGCGAUGGCUUCUGGAUGUCCAAACAGGAGUAUCAGGAACAGGGACUAAAAGUAUUGCAGAAGCUGCAGAAGAUCAGCAAAUAAAGCAAUAACAACCAUAACAACAUCAACAACAAGAACCGCAACAACAACAACAACAAUAACAACAAUAGCAAGAGCUAACGAUGAUCAAUGAUGAGCAGCAGCAUUUGCAUUUGCUUAACUUAAGUUAAAAAUGAGUAUAAACAAAAAAGGAGAUAUAAUUUUAGUGCACAUUGCCAGCUAGACAAUGGUGUUUGGCUAUAGUUUGCAAAUGGGGGCGUGCACUAUCUGUUCAUUCAGUUCUUACUAUUCGUAAAUAUGCCCCUCCUUGUUUCAUACAUACUACAUUCGUAUAUGCACAAAAGUAAGAGCGUACUUUUCACACACACCAAACAAACACCUUCUUUAAUUGCUAUGUUAUAAACGUAUUGCCAAAUUUUGUAUAAUUUGUCUGUUUGGCUCUAAAUAAUUUAAGCAAAUGUCAUAGUUUUGUAAUAGUUUUCUUUAUUAUCAUUAAGCCCUUGUUUCCCUUGUUUUCAAUACUAUAUUAUUAUCUUUUUUUUCUUACUAAAUAUAUAUGUGCAUAGAUUGUAUUGAUAUUUUUGUAAACACAAGUAUCUUUUCAUUUGUGCUUUAGCCUAAAAUCUAAACCCAAGUAUUUUCAUGUUUCCUUGUCAAUCUAAAACAAAAACAAAAGAAGAGAGAAUGAAAAAAAGAGUAUUAAUCAAGUCUGGGCAUGUUGCUUAUAGUUAUAGCAGCGAUUAUAAAUCGCCUGGGCAUUUGUCUGUGUGCGAGUGCGAGUGUGUGUGUGUGCGUGUGCGUGUGCGUGUAUGUGGGCGUGUGUGUGUUUGUGUGCUUGUGCGAAAGAGACAAUGAGUGAGCUGCAUAGUUAAAAGUGAAAUAAAUACAUACAUACAUACUUAUAUAGAUAAUGAUUUGUGCUAACUAAGUUAGUUGUCUGCAGCUGCGUUUGCUAGUUCAUAUUGCAAUACAUGACUGCCCAUAAUUUUAAGCCUACUCCAUUAAAACAUAAAUCAAUACAACAGCAACAGCAACAACAACAAUCAAAACUCUUGUUAACGUUGUGCAUAUUGAAGAAUUCAAUAAACAUUAAUUGUAUGUAUCUA